Didymodactylos carnosus is the source of this 1731-nucleotide messenger RNA. NCBI's taxonomy places the organism in Eukaryota, Metazoa, Rotifera, Eurotatoria, Philodinida, Philodinidae. The record is from the annotation of a GenBank genome assembly.
AUGAUUAUCUCGCCUGUGUCUAGUGGAUUGUCAUCAGAUCAUCGAGCCGAAGGCACAGAAAGUAGUGCUUAUAAUUACACGUAUAAUAAAAUAAUUGAUUAUACGUUGAAAAAAACUGUUAAUGGCCAGCCAGACGAAAAAGAAUUACAAGAUCAGAUAAUCGAUAUUCAUGCGAAAUCAGUGAUUAUCAUUCCUCGUUUAUGCGUCUUAUUCCAAAUAUUCAAUUAUGCCAUGGAUGUAUUGAACGAAUGUGAGAAUGACGUUGUAUUUGAUGAUGGUUAUUUAGCAUCAAGAGAAAUUAGUGAGUCAGUGAUUCGAAAAGCAACGAAGAUAGUGAAUAAAAUAUUAGCUUCUGUACCUAAAAGUCCGUAUUAUCCCAGAAUGCCAAUGUUAUUCGUUGAAAAACCGGCUUGUAUUGCAGCCUGUAACUAUUAUGAUCAUCUAAAUAAUACGGCUGUUAUACUGUUCACAUUACCAGAACCUCUGAAAGAUCAGUAUACGUCAAAAAAAUCGUUAUCCAGGUCUAGAUUGAUAGCACCGAUAUUAUCAUCAAGUGUACCAUCGACACCAGAAGGAACAAUUUGUUUAUUUCCGUUUAAUUUUUUUAUGUCUGGCGCUCUAACAUCAACAAUGCCGGAACCAUUGCAAAUAAAAAAUUCACCGUUUCACAAUUGCAGUCAUUUAGUUGAGCCCGCUUUAAUAAAUUUAACCAAUGAUGGAAUUUUGAUUACCAGUGAUUUGCUAGUUGAUUCUAAAAACCGUCAUCAUAAAAGCAUAAUGAAAGUUCCCAUACCACAUGACCAACAAAAACGUGAUAGUUUCGAAGCUAAAUUGAAAAAAUAUAAUGUUAAGUUAAGUGAUUACGAAAGUGCGUACAAAACAUCUGGAAAACCAACAAAAUGGAGAUUAUCGCGUGAAGCUGUUUAUUUUUAUUCUCAAGUUGCUGACUUCGUACCUGAAUAUUCAAAAUAUAAAACAGAUAUGACAGAAACAAUUGAACAAUUAGUGAAAGAUGGUCAUAUUAUAGAAACAAUUGUGGAUAAUGAUAUUCAAUACGCCGUUUCACCAACAUCGACACAUUUUCGUUCUCUUCCAAUAGAUACAGCAACGUAUGAACAACUGAAAACCGAAUUGCCUCCCCUACUGAAACAAAAAAACCCAGUAAAGUCUUUUAAAUCGCAAUCAGACGCUCCGAAGAGUGCAUUGACACAAUCGCCAACACCAGCCACGCCUUCACAACCAAUGCCAAUAAUUGGAACAGCACUAACAUCUUCAAAUUCAAUGCUACAACAACCAUCUAUAACUGACUUACAACUGUUUCACCAACUUUCUUCAAGUUUAUCCAAGAAUCAUAUCGAAAGAUUAUUUGAAAUUUUUACCCAAACAAAUCUAAAUCAAUUUGCGACGUAUUUGAAUUCAUUUACCUUUCAAAAUCCAAAAAGUCGGACAUCAGCUGCCGCUCCAUUAAAUAAUCAAUCGUCACGUUAUCGACGAAAUGAAUCAUCAGCACAACCAGCAUUUUCACGACAAUCAUCUAUUAAUACAUUUCAACCGUCAGAACCUCCAGCAAAAAAGCCAAAAAGACGUGCUCAACUUUCAAGACGAUCACCAUUUCCAACUACAACUACAUGUCCAAUAUCAAUAGAAAAUGCACAAAAUCAGCAAGAUAUGGAAAUAGAUGCUGUUUGUAAACGUCCGUUACAUCAAAAUUAUAAAAAGCAUAAGAAGUAA